ACCUCAAGACCAGCUCAUCGUCGUCGCCGCCAGCCUUCAAGAUGGUCAACAUCCCCAAGACACGCAGAACUUACUGCAAGGGCAAAACAUGCAAGAAACACACACCGCAUAAGGUGACGCAAUACAAGAAGGGCAAGGAUUCCCUCUUCGCGCAAGGGAAGCGCCGUUACGACCGCAAGCAAUCAGGGUAUGGUGGUCAGACCAAGCCUGUCUUCCACAAGAAGGCAAAGACAACGAAGAAGGUCGUGUUGAGGCUGGAGUGCAAUGUGUGCAAGUACAAAAUGCAGCUUACCCUGAAACGUUGCAAACAUUUCGAGCUUGGUGGAGAGAAGAAGACCAAGGGUGCUGCUCUUACUUUCUGAGCGUCUCAUUUUCUACUUCUAUGUCGCAUUUGUUCUCCACUGCCACCUACUACGAAUAUGAUAUGCUUGCAUGCCCACUCGGUCUAAGAUUUCGGUCAAAUGGCGGUGCUGUUCUCGCUCACGGCUUGGGUGCAUGUCGCAUCGGCGACGGGAACUAUAUCCCACUCGGCCGACAUGUAGCAGUUUAAUGACGACCAUAGCUUGGAACACCUUUCUGACGCCUGUAAUCUUUGACAUUUGAUGAGCCACCU
This is a messenger RNA of Laccaria bicolor S238N-H82, 613 nucleotides long. RefSeq names its product 60S ribosomal protein L42. The transcript has 7 exons. Bases 42 to 362 code for a protein of 106 amino acids. Lineage: Eukaryota; Fungi; Basidiomycota; Agaricomycetes; Agaricales; Hydnangiaceae. Gene Ontology annotation, cellular component: cytosolic large ribosomal subunit; ribosome. Gene Ontology annotation, biological process: translation. The record is from RefSeq and is a predicted model, not a curated record. Gene Ontology annotation, molecular function: structural constituent of ribosome.